Molecule: messenger RNA, 8693 nt
Organism: Gadus morhua (Atlantic cod)
Lineage: Eukaryota; Metazoa; Chordata; Actinopteri; Gadiformes; Gadidae
Product: zonadhesin
Exons: 30
Coding region: 182-8125 (2647 amino acids)
Cellular component (GO): extracellular matrix; membrane
Source: RefSeq, a predicted model, not a curated record
GGGGGGGCGGGAAGACUACAAAUACCAGUGCGCCAGCCUCUACAGAGGAGCAAGAUAAAGUACAGCACAUCGACCAGUCGGCAGAAGGGCUAUUCGUGCCUGGUGGCUUGUUUGUGGUUGUUGAUAGGAGAUCUUAACGAGGAGUACGGCCGCGAAGGGGAAAGGAGCCACUGGAGCCAUCAUGCAAGGAGGCUUCCACACACACCUGUUGGCCACACUGUCCCUGCUGCUCCUCACACAGGUUCACGCCAAAGUGCCGUGUGGGAACUCUUCUCUGACUCUUCCGAGCUGGGGAGCACAGUCAGAAUAUCUUGCACAAUGUGUGCUCCACAGCGACUCAGGUCCAUUAUGUGAUUGGACUACGGCUCAGAGAGUGUCAGGAGGUGUAGCAUUGACCUUCUUAGAAAGCCCGGCCUUGAGCCUGGAAGGAGAGGCCUGUCUGGAGUUCUGGUACCAGAUGGCCCCGACGGCAUCAGAGAGCUUGGAACUGAGAGUCCUGCUGAAGGAGAACACACAAGGUCUGCUCCAAAUAUGGACCACACCUGGGCAGCAGAACGGUGGUGCUUGGAGACACGUUUCUCUCCCUUUGGCCGCCACAAAGGCAUCCACACAGGUUGUAUUUGAAGCUGAUCAGGAAUCAGGAGUUUCCUUUGACCAUAUAGGGAUAAGGAACGGACAGUGUGGGAGACAGUGUGAGCCCAACACAGACCUGUGGACAGACAAGUCGACCCGCUGUGUGUGUUCGGCUGCCGAGCAGCUCUCCUGCUCUACCCCCCUGUGCCCGGGCGGUCAGACGAGCGACCGGCCCAGCGAGAGAUCCGCUAAAGGCGUCAUGGUCGGUCGAGGGAUCUGCACCAUCCACACCGACCCACAAUGCAGCACCUUCGACGGGGCCCUCUUCCGCUUCAUGGCCCCCUGCACUUACAUCCUGGCCAAGACCUGCGUGCCCAUCAGGGGUCUUCCCGUGUUCAGCGUGGAGGUGGUCAACACCCAGGAUGCGAUCAACGCAUCCGAGGCGACGGUGGAGCGGAUCAACGUGGAAGUGAAUAACGUCAGGCUGUCCCUGCUGAAGAGGGAGACUAAGAGGGUCAUGGUCAACGGUGUGUGGCGGAGCCUCCCCCUCACCAUCCUUGGAGCCACGGUCAAAAUCCGUAACAACCCUGCCGUCGUCACCGUGGAGACGGACGACCGAGUCCUCAUCUCGUACGACAACGCCGGCGCCGUCCACUUGAAACUCCCUUCGGCGUACGCCGGCAAAGUGUGUGGGAUGUGCGGCAACUUCAACAGCCUCGGGGAGGACGACAACCGGAGGCCCGACGGGUCGGCGGCCCGCGACGCCACGGACCUGGCGCUGAGCUGGCAGACGGGGGCGCACGCCGGCCCCUGUGACGCCGUGCUGGUGCCCCACGUGUGUGACCCCCUGGAGGAGCUCUCGUACGGCAGCAGGCAGUUCUGCGGGGAGCUUCUGUCCACGACGGGGCCCUUCUCCCGCUGCCUCCCCGUCCUGGGCGUGGAGAGCUACUACCGGAGCUGCGUGGCCGGGAUGUGCGUCAGUCACGGCGACCUGGACGCCAUGUGCCACACCAUGCAGUCAUACGCCAAGAUCUGCUACGACGCGGGGGUCGCCGUGCCGGCCUGGAGGAAUGGCACCACUUGCACCCUGGAGUGCGGCGCCAACAGUCACUACGAGGCCUGUGCUGACCGCUGCCUCGAUGGGUGCUCCAGCAUGGACCUGGCUGGCACCUGCGGACCCUGUGAGGAGAGGUGCGUGUGCGACAAGGGGUACAAGCUCAGCGGAGGGGUGUGCGUACUGGCUGAGAACUGCGGCUGCUGGAACGACGGGCGUCAUUAUGAGAAAGGAGCAGUGUUCGUCCACGGAGGUUGCACCCAGAGGUGUCAGUGCCUGGGCAACGGACAGACCCUGUGCUCCGCCUGGGGCUGCUCAGGGAGUCAGGUCUGCAAGGACAAGGACGGGGUCAAGGGCUGUUUCACGCCUGAAACAGUCACCUGCAGCAUGUACGGUGACCCGCACUACAUCACCUACGACGGCAAGGCCUACGACUUCCAGGGUGGCUGCAAUUACACGCUGGCCACCACGUGCGGAGAGAAGACCCCGGUGCGGUUCACUGUGACCGGGCGCAACGCAAACCCCACCGACCAGAACCUCACCCGGUCCAAGCUGGAAACCGUGGUCCUGCAGAUCCAAGAGCUGCACCUCACCUUGCAGCAGAACAGAAAAGUCUAUGUGCACAACAAUCAGGUCCGUCUCCCUUACACCGUCGAUGGUUCCUACGGCUUGCUGAAAGUCACCAGGCAGAGACAAUUUGUGGUGGUGGAGACGGGCGUUGGCCUGAGGGUGAUGAUCGAUGGGCAGAACAGGCUCUUCCUGCAGGUGGACGAGCGCUACAAGGGCCAGCUGUGUGGCAUGUGCGGGACCUACUCCGACUGGCAGGGGGACGACUUUGUGAGGCCAGACUGGUCCAACGCCACCGGGGCCUUUGACUUUGGCAACAGCUGGAGAGUGAUGGAGGACUCCAGCCCUUGCAUCGCCCUUCCGGAUGAUCCAAAAGUCUGUGACGAGCAAGGUGACGAGCAGGCCGUCAGUGAUUGCAGUGCUAUUCUCGAUGACUCCUUCAGCGCCUGCCACAAGCCUGUGCACCCGUUGAAAUACGUCUCCAGCUGCGUGUACGAUCAUUGCGCCACCAGCGGCGACCUUCACACCCUGUGUGACUCGCUGGAGUCAUACAGAGCAGCCUGCCAGGUGGCAGGGGUGGAGUUGCCCGCCUGGCAGAACAACACAGCCUGCGCUGUCAUCCCAAACACGACCCCUCCUCCAACAAGCACACCCCUAACUCCCGCUCCAACACCUGAUCAAACUCUUUGCGCUUUAAACUGCAACUUUGACAGCCAUGUGUGUGGCUGGCAGCAACUCAUACAGGACAGCUUUGAUUGGACCAGACAGUCUGGCCCGACACCGUCCUUCUCUACCGGCCCAAAUGAAGACCACACCGGAGAGGGCUACUAUAUGUAUAUUGAGGGUGACGGUAUGACUCAUGGAAACUCAGCCCGUCUGCUCAGCGCCCAGUGCAACUACAGAGGCCCUCUGUGCUUGCAGUUCUGGUACCAUAUGCAUGGCUCGGCCUCAGCCAUGGCUCUCAACAUCUACCACCUCCACGCAGUACAGGCAGAGAAGGUUUGGUCCAUGGUCAAUGACCAGGGGUCUGAGUGGCAUCAAGCGUUUGUCGAUAUCAAAGAAAAAGGCACAUUCCAGAUCAUAAUAGAGGCGAUCCGAGGAUCUACUGCUCUGUCGGAUGUUGCUAUAGAUGACAUUUCAAUCCAAUUUGGUUCCUGCUCAAAUGGUUCCCCUGCAAUGCUCAGCGGAAGUUCAUUAGUUCCUCAAACACGCAGAGAACCGUUACUUUCACGCCCUGUGUGCAGCCUGGACUGUAGCUUCAACGGCAAUCUUUGUGGCUGGAGCCAGGCGAUGACGGACGCUUUUGAUUGGACGAUGGAGCGUGGCUCCACCCCCACUCUGAUGACAGGGCCUUCAGCUGACCACACAGGAGACGGCCACUACCUGUACAUCGAGGCCAACAGUGCAACGUAUGGCGACACGGCGCGUCUCCUGAGCUCUGAGUGUUCCCUCGCGGGUCCUCAAUGCCUGCGCUUCUGGUACCACAUGUACGGCUCAGCCGAUACCAUGGGCCUCCAUGUGUACCUGCUCCAGGACAGACUGGCCGAGGCAGUUUGGUGGAAAAGAAACGACCAAGGAGACGUAUGGAAAGAGGCUAUGGUAGAGCUCACGGCAACUGGGACUUUCCAGAUCAUCUUUGAAGGGCGCAGAGGUUCCAAUGAUCAGUCUGAUGUGGCAAUAGACGAUGUGAAGCUCUAUCAUGGUCUAUGCUCUGAUCUGACGGCCGCACUACCCUCAUCCCCACAACCCAAUACAUCAAUCACAACACAGGGAGAUUCAGCCCCUUCAACUGCUGCUCCACUACCACCGACGGGUGAUGUUACCGCCCAUACCACUGUUACAGUACUGCCAUCUGUUACAUCUGAGGUCCCAGCAAUGACUACCACUACUACUACUGCACCUCUGCAGGAAACACAUCCUGUAUGUAAAAUGAAUUGCGAUUUUGAACAAGACCUCUGUGAGUGGAAUCAGAUGGUUACUGAUGUUUUUGAUUGGACACGACACAAUGGCUCCUCCCCAACCAUCAGGACCGGGCCCUCUUCUGACCACAUGGCUGGAGGAGGCCACUACCUGUACAUCGAGGCCAACAGUGCAACGUAUGGCGACACGGCGCGUCUCCUGAGCUCUGAGUGUUCCCACACGGGUCCUCAAUGCCUGCGCUUCUGGUACCACAUGUAUGGCUCAGCCGAUACCAUGGGCCUCCAUGUGUACCUGCUCCAGGACAGACUGGCCAAUUCAGUUUGGGGGAAAAGAAACGACCAAGGAGACGUUUGGAAAGAGGCUAUGGUAGACCUCACAACAGAUGGCCCUUUCCGGAUCAUAUUUGAGGGGCGCCGGGGUUCCAAUGAUCAGUCUGAUGCUGCCAUAGACGAUGUGUCUCUUCGUCCCGGUCAUUGUGCAGAUAUUGUCACGCCAACAACCUCUCUGCCAGCAACCACCAGUACAAGUGGACCAGAAAUCUCAACAACAGCAGAAGAGUUAACACCAUCAGAACAACCUCAACCACAAACAACACUGAGGCCACAACCUAACCCUAACCCUACUUUGCCCCCACCUGAAACUACAGUACCACCAAAACCUCCAACCACAGAAGGACCACAACCUCCAACCACAGAAGGAGUACCAAACCCAACUACAGCAAGACCCCAACCUCAAACUACCGAAGGAGUACCACACCCAACUACAGCAAGACCCCAACCUCCAACUACCGAAGGAGUACCACACCCAACUACAGCAAGACCCCAACCUCAAACUACCGAAGGAGAACCACACCCAACUACAGCAAGACCCCAACCUCCAACUACCGAAGGAGUACCACACCCAACUACAGCAAGACCCCAACCUCCAACUACCGAAGGAGUACCACACCCAACUACAGCAAGACCCCAACCUCCAACUACCGAAGGAGUACCACACCCAACUACAGCAAGACCCCAACCUGAAACUACUGAAGGAGUACCACAUCCAACUACAGCAAGACCCCAACCUACAACUACAGAAGGAGCACCACACCCAACUACAGCAAGACCCCAACCUCCAACUACCGAAGGAGUACCACGCCCAACUACAGCAAGACCCCAACCUCAAACUACAGAAGGAGUGCCACACCCAACCACAGAAGGAGUAUCACACCCAACUACAGCAAGACCCCAACCUCAAACUACAGAAGGAGUACCACACCCAACUACAGCAAGACCCCAACCUCAAACUACAGAAGGAGUACCACGCCCAACUACAGCAAGACCCCAACCUCAAACUACCGAAGGAGUACCACACCCAACUACAGCAAGACCCCAACCUCCAACUACCGAAGGAGUACCACACCCAACUACAGCAAGACCCCAACCUCAAACUACAGAAGAAGUGCCACACCCAACCACAGAAGGAGUACCACGCCCAACUACAGCAAGACCACAACCUCAAACUACAGGAGUACCACACCCAACUACAGCAAGACCCCAACCUCCAACUACAGAAGGAGUACCAUACCCAACUACAGCAAGACCACUACCUCAAACUACAGAAGGAGUCCCACACCCAACUACAGCAAGACCCCAACCUCCAACUACCGAAGGAGUACCACGCCCAACUACAGCAAGACCCCAACCUCAAACUACAGAAGGAGUGCCACACCCAACUACAGCAAGACCCCAACCUCAAACUACAGAAGGAGUACCACGCCCAACUACAGCAAGACCACGACCUCAAACUACAGAAGGAGUACCACACCCAACUACAGCAAGACCCCAACCUCAAACUACAGAAGAAGUGCCACACCCAACCACAGAAGGAGUACCACGCCCAACUACAGCAAGACCACAACCUCAAACUACAGGAGUAUCACACCCAACUACAGCAAGACCCCAACCUCAAACUACAGAAGGAGUACCACACCCAACUACAGCAAGACCCCAACCUCAAACUACAGAAGGAGUACCACGCCCAACUACAGCAAGACCCCAACCUCAAACUACCGAAGGAGUACCACACCCAACUACAGCAAGACCCCAACCUCCAACUACCGAAGGAGUACCACACCCAACUACAGCAAGACCCCAACCUCAAACUACAGAAGAAGUGCCACACCCAACCACAGAAGGAGUACCACGCCCAACUACAGCAAGACCACAACCUCAAACUACAGGAGUACCACACCCAACUACAGCAAGACCCCAACCUCCAACUACAGAAGGAGUACCAUACCCAACUACAGCAAGACCACUACCUCAAACUACAGAAGGAGUCCCACACCCAACUACAGCAAGACCCCAACCUCCAACUACCGAAGGAGUACCACGCCCAACUACAGCAAGACCCCAACCUCAAACUACAGAAGGAGUGCCACACCCAACUACAGCAAGACCCCAACCUCAAACUACAGAAGGAGUACCACGCCCAACUACAGCAAGACCACGACCUCAAACUACAGAAGGAGUACCACACCCAACUACAGCAAGACCCCAACCUCAAACUACAGAAGAAGUGCCACACCCAACCACAGAAGGAGUACCACGCCCAACUACAGCAAGACCACAACCUCAAACUACAGGAGUACCACACCCAACUACAGCAAGACCCCAACCUCAAACUACCGAAGGAGUACCACACCCAACUACAGCAAGACCCCAACCUCCAACUACCGAAGGAGUACCACACCCAACUACAGCAAGACCACAACCUCCAACCACAGAAGGAGUACCACAUCCAACUACAGAAGGAGUACCACACCCAACUACAGCAAGACCACAACCUCCAACCACAGAAGGAGUACCACGCCCAACUACAGCAAGACCCCAACCUCAAACAACCACGACUCUUCCCCUGACCCCAACUAAGCCAGUGCGACCAACUACUGAGCGUCCACAGCAGUCAACUACCUUUAAACCAACGCCCUCUUGCCCAAAGAACAGCCAGCACACCCCUUGCAUGUCCCCCUGCCAGCCAACAUGUACCCGCCCUCAGGGGCCCCCUGGCUGCAGGCGGACCAGUCCCUGUAAGCAGGGGUGCGUGUGUGACGCCGGGUACGUACUCAAAUGGAACGCCGCCUGCGUGCCAAUCCGGCAGUGUGGCUGCGUGGACCGGGAUGGCAGCGUACACAAUUUUAACGACAAGUGGUACACUGCGCACUGCAGGCAGAAAUGUGAAUGCAAAAAAGAUGACAGGGUAGGAGAAGUCGACUGUGACGACGAAGAUGAGUGUGACGGUGAUGGGGUUUGUCUUCCAAACACUUCGGGCCAGUACAAGUGCCUUUCCACAGAUUUCAAGGAGUGCACCAUCAAGGGGGACCCAGAGUACCGAACCUUUGAUGAUCGGAAGCACAAGUUCAGGGGGGACCACUCGUACGUUCUGGCUCAGACGACCAGCCAAUCACGAACCCUCCCAGGGUUCUACGUAGAAGGCAUCAACACACAUGACGAGGGUGACGGCGACCACAGUGAGGAUUCCGAUGAGAGGAGCAGUGAAGAGCAUCACCACAGCAACAGAGAAAGGGACGAAGACAGUGAUGAAGACGAUGAAGACUAUGAUGAUGACAGCGAAGAAAACAACAGGCGCCACAGGCUGAGAGAGAUGAAGAUCAGAGUCUACAACCACACGGUCGAGUUUAAGAGGAACGGCGUGCUGGUGGUGGACGGCUGGGUCUCUCACCCGCCCAUCUCCCCUAGCGGAGGGCUCAGCAUCAGGAAGCACUCCUCCCGACUCUACCUGAAUACAGACUUCGGCCUAUCGGUGACGUUUGAUGGACACAGCCAAGCCGCAGAGAUCAUCUUACCACACAUCUAUCGGAGGAAGGUGGCGGGUCUGUGUGGGAACUUUGACGGCAAGAAGAAGAACGACUUCAUGAAGCCGGACGGUCGGCAGGCCAGGGACGAGCAGGAGUUCGGUCAGAGCUGGAGGGUGACCGGCGACCCUCUUAGAAUCAGAGGGAGGUGAUCCACUUCCUGACCCAGCUAGUUCAAGGGUUGAACUGGCCAGAGUAAAGCGGUUAUUAUCCGUCUCCAGAGACCUCUUCACGGGUUACCUUCACAAUUCCAUCAACCAUCUUAAUUGAACAGAGGUCGAACCAAAUCUCCUGCCUCUAGUAUAACUACUCCUUAAUCGACUCAAGUACUACAAAUACUACUUAGUAAUGAACACGGGUUACUAAAACAACAAAAAGUGUUCUGACUACUACCAUACAACUUGAUUUCGUUUGAAUUGCUGUGAACACAAAUUGCAAAGGAUUUGGUUGCUGUGAAAUAGCAUACAUUUUCACAUAUUGCCAAUGUUCUCAUGUACUUUGCAGUGAGUUUUAUAUAUUUUCUGUUUAUAUUCUAUUUGUGCACAUCUGAAAACAAAAAUGAAAGUCCAAAUAUUUUAAAAUUAAAAGGCCUUUGCAAGGCGUUCCUUUCUCUUGCAAAUUAAACAUUCAGCCUGAAGAUCACUCUGAAUCUUUCACAUUCAUGGCAGAAUCUUCAACAUUUGAAGAGGAAAAUAAAACAAUCCCUCCAGUUGUACUCAA